This is a messenger RNA of Caenorhabditis remanei, 951 nucleotides long. RefSeq lists its product as uncharacterized. The transcript has 4 exons. Gene Ontology annotation, cellular component: NuA4 histone acetyltransferase complex; nucleus. The coding region runs from base 1 to 951 and encodes 316 amino acids. Gene Ontology annotation, biological process: chromatin organization; regulation of DNA-templated transcription. The record is from RefSeq and is a predicted model, not a curated record. NCBI's taxonomy places the organism in Eukaryota, Metazoa, Nematoda, Chromadorea, Rhabditida, Rhabditidae.
AUGUCGUCCCCAGCCGCACAUCCCGUAUUCAAACUCGGCGAAAUUUGUGUCUGCUUCCAAAAAGAAACUCCCUACCUCGCAAAAGUGAUCGGUGUCGAAGUGAAAGACGGUGUUCAGCAGUAUACGAUUCACUACGAGGGAUGGAAUAACCGCUUCAACGAGGUCGUGCCAGGUGAUUCGGGUCGAGUGAUCAAAGGAACUCUCGAGGAGUACCAGAUAGCUAACAACUUGCCGAUCAAGCCGAGUUCGAAGUAUCAGGGAAGAAAAUCUAGAAAGGUUGAAAGUAGAGCAUCGAGUAGUCUCGGUGGAUCGGAUAUUCAAGAAGAAGAGGAAGUUUUCACGACUCGCAGAAUGAGACUGAUGGAGCCAAGACGCGUAGUUCGAGAUGACGUCGCCGACAAGAAAGUGGAGAUCGAGUUCUCGGAACCGCUUCGACAGAUUCUGCUGAAUGAUUGUCGAAUGAUGUCGACGAGGAAAACGGUUUUGCGGCUUCCAGAUGACGGAUCGGUGGAGGAUAUCAUUGCCAGGUACGUGGACUCAAUGGAAGAUAAUUUGAAGCCUUCGACGCUGUACCUCAUGCCGACCGACAACGUUGAAGACAUCAACCAGGUCAUCGGAGUCUACACAGCUAAUGCCAUCGUUAACUACUUCAACCUUCUUUUGGGAUCCCACCUGCUCUACCCGUCGGAACGUGCCGAUUACCGGAAGCGUGUGGAGAGGAUUGGAUUCCGCGCCUCAGAGCACUACGGCAUCGUUCACUUGCUCAGAAUGCUCAGCAGAUUCAAUGAAUACUAUAGUUACAGACCAAAAGCGCCGGGAUUGGCUAAGUACGUCGAAACCGGAAUCAAAAUGCUCAUGGAUUACCUGACCGCUCACCACCAGGAAUACUAUUUGGGAGACGACAGCUAUGAGCUCCCACCUGAUGUUCCAAGCACAAGCCGAGUCCGUUGA